GCAGGCCUUGCGUGCAGGAACAUGGCGGCGUCCAGGUGGAGGUCUUGAGGGGGAUCAAGUUGGUAUGGCGUUGGUAUCGGGGCCCGCGAGGCGGGCACUGGUUCGCCCUGGGCGGCUCGGCCUUGGGGACUGCGGGGCUCCGAGACGCGGGGCGUACGAGUGGGGCGUGCGCUCUACGCGGAAGCCCGAGGCUCGUCCCCUGGACAGGGUGUACGAGAUCCCGGGACUGGAGCCCAUCACGUACGCGGGGAAGAUGCACUUCAUGCCCGGGCUGGCGAGGCCGGUCUUCCCGCCCUGGGACCCCGGUUGGACGCACCCAAAGUUCCGCCGCCCAAUCCCGGUUCACGAGCAGCCGUUGUACAAGGAUCAGGCCUGCUACGUCUUCCACCAGCGUUGCCGCCUCCUCGAGGGUGUAAAGCAGGCCCUCUGGCUUACCAAGACCAAGUUAAUAGAAGGACUUCCUGAGAGAGUGCUUAGCCUCGUCGCUGAUCCAAAGAACUGCAUAGAGAACCAAGAUGAACGCCUUUUGAAUGUGAUCUCUCACGCCCGUCUCUGGCACUCCACUGAAGACACCCCCAAGAGAGAGGCCUACUGCCCAGUCAUUGUGGACAGUCUGUUACAACUGUGUAGAUCUCAGAUUCUCAAGCAUCCCUCUCUGGCCAGGCGGAUCUAUGCCAGAAACUACAGGUUAUCCACCACCUGGAAUCGAGAGUCUUUCCUCCUUCAGAUCCGUGGUUCCAGUGGAGCUCGACUGAACGCCAAGGAUCCGCUGCCCACCAUCGCCUCCAGAGAGGAGGUUGAAGCUACUAAGAAUCAUGUUCUUGAGACCUUCUAUCCCAUAUCUCCCACUAUUGAUCUUCAGGAAUCCAAUGUUUAUGAUGUGGAAGACAACACAGGGUUCCAGGAGGGUUAUCCUUACCCCUAUCCCCACACCCUGUAUUUCCUGGAGACAGCCAGUUUACGGCCACACCGCUUUCAACCAGAUCAGCUGCGGGCCAAGAUGAUCCUGUUUGCCUUCGGCAACGCCCUGCUCCAGGCCCGGCGCCUCUAUGGGAAUGACCCUAAGGUUUUGGAGCAGCCGGUGGUUGUGCAGAGCGUGGGCACCGACGGACGUGUUUUCCAGUUCCUCGUGCUGCAGUUGAACACCACGCAGCUGGCCUCCGACGAGGGCGUCAAGAAUCUGGUCUGGGUGGACUCAGACCAGCUCCUCUAUCAGCAUUUUUGGUGUCGCCCAGUGAUCAAAAAGAAGGUGGUUGUGGAACCUGUUGGGCCGACUGGUUUCCAGCCUGAGACAUUCAGGAAGUUUUUAGCUCUGUACUUGCACGGUGCUGUGUGAACCCAGGACCACUCUGGGGUCUCGAGCCCCCCGGCCCCUUCCGCACAAGAUGCUGUAUCCAGAGCAGUGCUGGGUGGCCCGGAGCCUCCGUGCUCACCCGGCCUGUGGUCUGGUUGCCGACAGAGAGCCCUUCCGCUGCCCCGGAGCCUGUGCCUGUGUGGGGGAGCUGUGGGAGGGGGGUGCCCGUAGCUGUAUGUGAGCCCCACCGUGAGCCAGCCUCUGCGUGGGUGUGGGCCCUGAAGCCUGACCUGCCCCUGGUAAGCCAGGCUCUGCCCACAGCCGGCUCUGACUUACAAUGACUUCAGAUAAGAAUCUUCGUCUCUUUGAGUUUCACCUUGUUCAUUUGACACUUGAGGAUAAUGACCUCCCGUGUUGUGAAGACGGAGUGGCCGCCACAGGAUAGGUGCUCUCUGGGGCUCCCUGGGUUCUCAAGGGACUCUCCAAACUGUGGGCACAUUUCAUCAGGGCUGCAGAAACUCUGACUAGAACAUUUGUUGUAGAUUUCUCCCUAGCAUCCGGUUAAAUAGACCAAGUACAUCCCUGGUU
Messenger RNA from Lontra canadensis (Northern American river otter), 1882 nucleotides. It is a transcript of the gene MRPL37, whose product is annotated as mitochondrial ribosomal protein L37. The coding region runs from base 65 to 1336 and encodes 423 amino acids. The transcript has 7 exons. Gene Ontology annotation, biological process: translation. Lineage: Eukaryota; Metazoa; Chordata; Mammalia; Carnivora; Mustelidae. Gene Ontology annotation, molecular function: structural constituent of ribosome. The record is from RefSeq and is a predicted model, not a curated record. Gene Ontology annotation, cellular component: ribosome; mitochondrion.